AUGACGAACAGUAUGGAAGCCAAGAUUGUCGUGUUGGGCAGUCAAGGUGUGGGGAAGACGUCCCUAGUCCACCGCUACGUCAGAAAUGCGUUCACACCACCCUCUACACAGUCCACGAUAGGCGCUUCCUUUCUGACCAAAAGAGUGCUGGACAUCGACACACACACUGUUGUGCGUCUGCAGAUAUGGGACACGGCUGGACAGGAGAGAUUCAGGUCUAUCUCCAAACUCUACUACAGAGGCGCAAACGCUGCUGUAUUGUGCUAUGACAUCACAGACACGCACUCCUUUGACGAAAUGGGCCGCUGGAUGAAAGAGCUCAAGACCAAUCUCGGGGACGAUAUCAUAAUUCAUGUUGUAGGCACCAAAUCGGAUAUUGUCACCGAAGACCCCCCGAAGCGUAAAGUGCCGUUCGAGCGCUGUAUAUCGUACGUUGCCGAAAAUCUCUAUCCCACACAGAGCAAGGAGGUACAGAGCGGGAGGACGACUGGUUGGGGCUCUGCACCGGCAGCCGUCCAAAGCGGCGCUAUGUCUCCGCAGAGCAACCGAUCAAGUGGGUUCUGGGCGCAGGAUAUAGGUUGGGAUUGUUGCCACGAGAUAAGCGCGAAGGACGGGGAGGGUGUUGAUGAGGUGUUCCGCGUCAUCACGCGGAAACUGGUUGAACAACAGCAACGAAAGAUCGACGAAGAGCAUAGACAACUUGCGAUGGCGGGAGUCACACCUGGGAUUGACAAUAGUCGCAACCAGAACGGAUACUUCGAUUACCCUGGAAACGGGAAUGGGAGCUUCAGAUUGGGUGCGGGAGACAAGAGGCGGAGCUGGCUCGGCUUUCCUGCCACACCAAACGCUGCUGGCCAUCAACAAGAAUGGGAGGAGAAUAUCGAUCGGGUACAGAAGAGCAAGAGUGGGAGAUGCUGCUGA
Molecule: messenger RNA, 921 nt
Organism: Dothidotthia symphoricarpi CBS 119687
Lineage: Eukaryota; Fungi; Ascomycota; Dothideomycetes; Pleosporales; Dothidotthiaceae
Product: ras-domain-containing protein
Exons: 2
Coding region: 1-921 (306 amino acids)
Biological process (GO): intracellular protein transport
Cellular component (GO): endomembrane system
Molecular function (GO): GTP binding; GTPase activity
Source: RefSeq, a predicted model, not a curated record